AAGAUGAAUGGAGGCCUUUUGGUGUUUGUUCUCGGAAAGGCGGGAAAGGGGAACUACACCUCCCGACUGGCCGCGCGCGGCUGCGCCUGCGCCCUGUUACCUGUCGCCAUCUUGCCCCUUCAGAGGCACCGCAAACAAACCCAAUUCCUGGUGUCCCCUAGUCUUGGCGGAGGAGCCUUUUAGAUGAGCCCCGAAAGGCCGGGCAGGGAGGACAAGCUCUUUGGGGCUACCAAACAGAAGCAGCAAUGCCUGUUGUGUGGCCAACCCUUUUGGAUCUCAGCAGGGAUGAAUGCAAAAGGAUUCUUCGAAAAUUGGAAUUGGAGGCAUAUGCUGGAGUUAUCAGUGCACUUCGAGCACAGGGGGAUCUCACCAAGGAAAAGAAAGAUCUUCUUGGAGAACUAUCAAAAGUUCUUAGCAUCUCAACAGAACGCCACCGUGCUGAAGUUCGGAGAGCAGUAAACGAUGAACGGUUAACAACAAUUGCACAUAAAAUGAAUUUAUCCUUAUAUUUGGGUGAAAGACCAAGUUACAGUAUGUCUGGACCUAAUAGCUCUUCAGAAUGGUCCAUUGAAGGUCGUCGAUUGGUACCACUGAUGCCCCGGCUCGUUCCCCAAACCGCCUUUACUGUAACAGCUAAUGCUGUUGCUAAUGCAGCUAUCCAGCAUAAUGCAUCUCUUCCAGUGCCUGCAGAAACAGGAAGCAAGGAAGUAGUGGUUUGCUAUUCCUACACAAGUACCACGUCAACCCCAACCUCUACCCCUGUUCCAAGUGGCAGCAUAGCAACGGUUAAGUCUCCAAGACCUGCCAGUCCUGCCUCCAAUGUAGUUGUCUUGCCAAGUGGAAGUACUGUUUAUGUCAAAAGUGUAAGCUGUUCAGAUGAAGAUGAAAAACCCAGAAAACGAAGGCGAACAAACUCUUCCAGCUCCUCUCCUGUUGUUCUAAAGGAAGUUCCAAAGGCCGUUGUUCCAGUCUCAAAGACGAUCACUGUGCCUGUGAGUGGUAGUCCCAAGAUGAGCAACAUCAUGCAGAGCAUUGCCAACUCCUUACCACCCCACAUGUCUCCUGUGAAAAUAACCUUCACUAAACCGUCAACACAGACAACAAACACAACAACACAGAAGGUUAUUAUAGUCACCACAUCACCAAGCUCAACCUUCGUGCCCAACAUUCUCUCCAAAUCCCAUAACUAUGCAGCAGUCACUAAGCUUGUACCAACAUCAGUCAUUGCUUCUACAACCCAGAAGCCGCCAGUUGUUAUAACUGCUUCACAGUCCUCUCUGGUCAGUAAUAGCAGCAGUGGCAGCAGCAGUUCUACACCAUCACCUAUUCCUAAUACAGUUGCAGUAACAGCUGUGGUGUCCUCUACACCAUCUGUGGUCAUGUCAACAGUAGCACAAGGUGUAUCUACAUCAGCAAUCAAAAUGGCAUCAACCAGACUUCCUUCUCCCAAAAGCUUAGUGAGUGCCCCAACUCAGAUUCUUGCACAGUUCCCUAAACAACAUCAACAGUCUCCUAAGCAGCAGUUAUAUCAAGUGCAACAGCAGACACAGCAACAAGUGGCCCAGCCUUCUCCAGUAUCUCAUCAGCAACAGCCUCAGCAGUCUCCUUUGCCACCUGGUAUUAAACCUACCAUCCAAAUCAAACAGGAAUCAGGUGUUAAAAUCAUCACACAACAGGUUCAACCAAGUAAAAUCUUACCCAAACCAGUGACAGCAACUCUACCCACCAGUAGCAAUUCCCCUAUUAUGGUGGUUAGCAGUAAUGGUGCAAUUAUGACAACUAAACUGGUAACCACUCCUACUGGCACACAAGCAACCUAUACCCGGCCAACAGUGAGCCCAUCCAUUGGUCGGAUGGCUGCAACCCCUGGAGCUGCAACCUAUGUGAAAACUACGAGUGGUAGCAUCAUUACAGUAGUACCCAAAUCAUUAGCUACCUUGGGGGGCAAGAUAAUUAGCAGUAAUAUAGUUUCUGGAACGACUACCAAAAUCACUACAAUUCCAAUGACUUCCAAGCCCAACGUGAUUGUUGUACAAAAGACUACAGGAAAAGGAACGACCAUUCAAGGCCUCCCGGGCAAAAAUGUUGUCACAACGUUGCUAAAUGCUGGAGGAGAAAAGACCAUUCAGACAGUGCCAACAGGAGCAAAGCCAGCUAUCCUCACUGCUACAAGACCCAUCACCAAAAUGAUUGUAACGCAGCCAAAAGGAAUAGGUUCUACAGUUCAACCAGCAGCUAAAAUCAUCCCAACAAAAAUUGUUUAUGGGCAGCAAGGGAAAACGCAGGUUCUUAUUAAACCCAAACCAGUGACUUUUCAAGCGACAGUUGUUAGUGAACAAACAAGACAGCUAGUAACAGAAACAUUACAGCAAGCAUCCAGGGUAGCAGAGGCUGGUAAUUCAUCUAUUCAGGAAGGAAAAGAAGAACCACAGAAUUAUACAGAUAGUAGUUCCUCUUCUACAGAGUCCUCCCAGAGUUCCCAAGAUUCCCAGCCUGUAGUUCAUGUAAUUGCUUCCCGGCGUCAGGAUUGGUCAGAACAUGAGAUUGCAAUGGAGACUAGCCCUACCAUAAUUUAUCAGGAUGUAUCCAGUGAAUCACAAUCAGCUACUUCAACAAUCAAAGCUCUGUUAGAACUCCAACAGACAACAGUAAAGGAAAAAUUGGAAUCUAAACCAAGACAACCCACUAUUGACCUCAGUCAAAUGGCAGUGCCUAUUCAGAUGACCCAGGAAAAGAGACAUUCUCCUGAGAGUCCAUCAAUUGCUGUGGUAGAGUCAGAACUAGUAGCUGAAUACAUCACUACUGAACGCACUGAUGAGGGGACAGAGGUUGCUUUUCCCCUUCUAGUCAGCCAUCGCUCCCAGCCCCAACAGCCUUCCCAGCCCCAGCGGACGCUGCUCCAGCAUGUGGCUCAGUCACAGACCGCAACACAGACUUCGGUGGUGGUGAAGUCCAUCCCAGCAUCUUCCCCUGGAGCAAUCACCCACAUUAUGCAGCAGGCAUUAAGCAGUCACACUGCUUUUACCAAACACAGCGAGGAACUUGGAACUGAGGAGGGCGAGGUUGAAGAGAUGGACACUUUAGACCCUCAGACAGGUCUGUUUUACCGAUCUGCCCUGACUCAGUCACAGUCAGCUAAACAGCAGAAACUUAGCCAGCCCCCGCUGGAACAGACUCAGCUGCAAGUGAAAACUCUGCAGUGCUUCCAGACUAAACAGAAGCAGACCAUCCAUCUGCAGGCAGACCAGCUCCAGCACAAACUCCCGCAAAUGCCCCAGCUUUCCAUCAGGCAUCAAAAACUCACCCCUCUCCAGCAAGAACAAGCACAGCCCAAGCCAGAUGUACAGCACACACAGCAUCCCAUGGUGGCCAAAGACAGGCAGCUUCCUACCUUAAUGGCACAGCCCCCGCAAACCGUAGUACAGGUGCUUGCAGUGAAAACCACGCAGCAGCUCCCUAAACUGCAGCAGGCUCCGAACCAACCAAAAAUCUACGUGCAACCCCAAACCCCCCAGAGCCAAAUGUCGCUCCCAGCUUCGUCAGAGAAACAGACGGCAAGCCAGGUGGAGCAGCCAAUUAUAACCCAAGGAUCCUCUGUUACAAAGAUAACUUUUGAGGGGCGCCAGCCUCCCACAGUUACAAAGAUAACUGGUGGCAGUUCUGUGCCUAAGCUGACAUCACCAGUUACAAGCAUAUCUCCCAUUCAGGCCUCUGAGAAGACAGCAGUGUCUGACAUUUUGAAAAUGUCUUUGAUGGAAGCUCAGAUUGAUACAAAUGUAGAACAUAUGAUAGUGGAUCCCCCAAAGAAGGCUCUUGCCACUAGCAUGCUCACUGGUGAAGCAGGAUCAUUACCCUCCACCCACAUGGUGGUGGCAGGGAUGGCGAAUUCCACUCCCCAGCAACAGAAAUGUAGAGAGUCCUGUUCGAGUCCAUCCACUGUUGGCUCUUCCCUAACAACAAGGAAAAUUGAUCCACCAGCAGUGCCUGCGACAGGCCAGUUCAUGCGUAUUCAGAAUGUAGGCCAAAAGAAAGCUGAAGAGAGUCCAGCAGAAAUUAUCAUCCAGGUCAAGACUAAAGAAUUACUGAGUCCAGGCUACCCCUUAGAAGUUGUAUUUUAUCUCCCUCUCUCCUUGCAAGGCUAUUCCUCAGUAUGCUAUUCCUUGUCACUCCAGCUCCAAUGUGGUGGUGGAACCCAGUGGGCUUCUUGAGCUAAACAACUUCACUAGUCAACAGCUGGAUGAUGAGGAGACAGCAAUGGAGCAGGACAUAGACAGUAGCACGGAGGAUGGAACUGAACCCAGCCCUUCUCAGAGCUCUGCUGAACGGUCCUAGUGUUUGGACACAAUAGUGCACUUUAAAACCUGCUUGGUUACCAAGUGUCCAGGGAAACCCUUGUAUUUUGAUGACUAAAAAGAGCACUUUGCCCGUACUUAGGCUGUGGACCCUAAAACAGCAGUGUUUCAACAAGAUAUUGCUGCAGGAGCAGCUUUUUAAAACAAGAUAAAACUCACAGGGGAAUGUACUUUUUUAAAAAAAAAUGAAAAAGGAAAAAAAAAAGCUGCGCAUUUACAGUGACUUAAGACCUGGUCUUCUUUCUCUGUUGGAUCGUGGCCGGUGAAGAAGUUUUGUCUUGCAGUGGAAAGAGACUUCCUGUGAAUGUUUCUCAACUGGUUUCUACUGAGUAAAAUACCAUCUAAAAGGAGAAUGUGAAUAGUUGUAUUUUGAAAUGAUGUGUCAGGAAAAGUUUUUUAAAAACUUGUAUGUUUUUGCAAAUCCCUGGAAGUGUUGAAUUGGUUAAAAUUUUACAUUUGCUCAGUUCAUAAUUAGUUUAUAAACACCUAGAAUAAUACUGGCAUUAAAGAAUCCUUGUUGGAUGGUAGAAAUCAGAUCCCUAACCAGUGGGAAGUACUUUUUGGGUGGCUUGUGCAUUCUUAUCAGUUGUGUGCUAAUUUAUUGUAUUGUUCCUUUGUGCUCUAAGCAGCACACUUGCCUUCUAUUUAUUUAAGUGUAAACAUUUCAAAGCAGGCCGUACUCCUUCUGACAAAUUUCUUGUAAACCAGGAUUGCCUACGCUUUCCACUGUCGUCGUCUCCCCACUUUCCCUCUUCCUUUAAGAAAACUUACUAAAAAAUGUUUCAUUGCGAAGCAGAGGAAAAGAAACAUUUUCAGACCUAAAGGAAAUGUUCGGUCGUGUUAAGAAAACAAAUUAUUCAUUCAUAUGAUGCUUUCUUAACGUUGAAAUUGCACAUUCACAUUGGACUGAGACUUUGAAAAUAACUUUUACAUACUUUUGUUUAAGCCCCUUUGAAAUGUAUAAAAAGUUCAUUUACAGUUCUAAAUGUAAUGUUUUUAAAUCUUCUAUCUUUUUAGGACACAGUUUGUUUAAGCAAUAUGUUUUGGUCUUGUGAUCGCUGUCUGUCACAAGUAGAGUGAAAGGGGUAAGGGGGUGGGAGGGUAAGAGUUUUGACAAGUUGUGGCAAAGGAAACUAUACUUUUCAUUUUUAAAAAUGUAAAUAGAAAAGUUUUUAACGGUUUUAUAUAGAUUUCACUAUAAAUAAGCAUUUUAAGACUGACAAAUGUUGAACUGUACAUACAUUUAUCAGCAUAACUGCCCAGUUUUUUUGGUGCUGAAGUACUGUAAGUAGAAUUCAUCAACAGUCUCCUAAUUUUUGCAUCUACAUCUGGGGGGAAAAAAAAGCUGUGAUACUAUAGUUAAUAAAUUCCCACUAGAGUGACACUGAAGAUUUAAACACAAGCAUUCAUAAGAUGCACUGAUCUCUGGUGGUUGUCACUAGUUCUGCUAGGUGAUAAUGAUUUACCCAUAGAUGGAGCUGUUGGAUAUUAUUUUAUUGUACAAAUUCAUGUUUAAAAAACUUUGUGACUGUUUCUAGUUAAGUAAUUUUUUAACGUUUCUUGGGUCAUAGACUUCUUUGGUAAACUAUGAACUCUCACCAAAAAGAUACACAUGCAACAUGUUAAAUACAUGUUAGACUUUGCAUACAAUUUUAGGGGCUCAUGGGCCUCUAAGCCUAUCCAUGUAUUCCAGGUUAAGCCCUCUGUUAUGGUCAAUCCAUUACUUACAGAUUAAGUUUUUAUAAAAUAAAGUAUCUUUUAAAUAUUCAUGGAUCAAGUAAUGAGCAAACUUGAAUAAAGUUAUGUUCUACAUAUUUUGGCAGCAUAGCAUACCUGUGUCCCUUGAGAAUUUAGCCUUCAUAUGUUUCUGCAAUUGGAAUGGCCAAUAAAAGUGCCAUCAUCUACAUUUUUUUAAAAAAUUGUGAAUAUUAAGAAAUUAUCAAGUGAAAUUUAAAAUUUUUCUUUUAAAGGUGCUAAUUCCAAAUAGAGCAUGCAUUCAUUUAUUUAUUCAACAAAUAUUAAUUGAGCAUCUUCUGUAUGACAGGUAGUAUUCCGUGCACUGGGGAUACCAUAGUGAACAAACAGGAAAUCCUGUCCUUAUGAAGUUUAUAAACAGGGCUUCCUGCUCAUGAAAUGGAUACAAGGAAUGAAGGUAGGAGAAAAUAAGAACAGUACUUAGGUUUUUUUAUUAAGUGGAUAGAUGAUGAUGCCAUAUAUGGAUUUUCAGACAUCCCUUUACUGAAAGUCUUAGCAUUAUAUCUAUUAGUAUUCCACAUUUAAGUACAUAAUUUAAAAGUAAUUUAAAGUCAUCUCUUUGAAGGAUAUUAACAAAUUACAAUGCAAAUGCUAUAGAAUUUUUAGAAUCCUAACAACUAUUAGUCAGUGAUAAGAAAAAUCCAUUUGGUUUAAAGUAAACUUUAAUAAGUGCCUAGUAUUGCAGAUGCAGUUUAUGGUGAACUUAGAGGAUUAAAAACCAAAGGGGGCUUCAUUGAGAUAGUCACAUGCCAUAAACUCACCCAUUCAAAGUAUACUGUUUAAUGGUUUUAGUAUAUUCACAGAGUUGGGCAACCCAUUACCACAAUCAAUUUGAGAACAUUUUCAUUAAUCACAAAAGAAAUCCUGAACUGAAACCACCACCACCGUCACUCCAGCCCUGGGUGGCCACUUAUCUACUUUCUGCCUCUUAUGGAUGUGCCGUAAGACAUGUGGACAUUUCAUAUAAAUGAGAUUAUAUA
Messenger RNA from Nomascus leucogenys (northern white-cheeked gibbon), 7087 nucleotides. RefSeq names its product EMSY transcriptional repressor, BRCA2 interacting (gene EMSY). Gene Ontology annotation, biological process: regulation of DNA-templated transcription. Gene Ontology annotation, cellular component: nucleoplasm. Lineage: Eukaryota; Metazoa; Chordata; Mammalia; Primates; Hylobatidae. The coding region runs from base 246 to 4208 and encodes 1320 amino acids. The transcript is spliced from 23 exons. The record is from RefSeq and is a predicted model, not a curated record.